GACAGUUUAGUUUCAGCAAAUAUGGAGCUGGAAAGUUCUGUAUUUCACAUUUUUGACUUGGUGGUUUGAACAUUUCAUUAAAAUUGACCUUAUCAUCAAAGAAUUGAUAUGUCUGGCCUAGGUCCAAGUAGCGGUCAAGAGCAACAAAAUCGUCUAAAAAUCCUGGAGGAUUUGCAACAGCAGAAGAAGAGACUGCAGAUGCAGACAGGUGCACCAGGAGCAACUUUGCCAACGCAAGCAAGGCCUAAGGAAAUGCCUGGUGCACCAAACAGGGGACCAACAGAGGCAAGAAAUUUGGAUCAGCGACAAAGACAAGCAUUACAGAUGGCAAGAACGACAGCAGAGCCAGCACCAGGCGACGGCGGUGAGGAAUCGGAAGGCGGAGCUGUGACCGAUGACCCCGACCUCGAGCUGCAGAAAGCGCGUAAUUUUGACUGCGGCUGCCAGUCCGUCAACAAAGUGGCUUGCAUUCGUCAGUUUGCCCCUGAGGAGAUUGUCCGCAUCAGGUUAGACUUGCGGGAACUGACAUCAGGGGAGAAAGACCUGAUCCUUCUAGGAAUACUUCACACGUCGAUGAACACCAGUAAGACCAUCCAGCCCAAAGGCCCCAAAAGGAAGGAGUUGAAAGAGCGCACUCGCGCAAGAAGUACUUACAGCAUCCACUCCAAGCGAGUGUGCACCGCCGCCUUUAGAUAUAUCCAUGCAGUCAGCAGGAACAAACUGAGUGCCGUGCAACAGUGGUACAGGGAGCAGGGUCUGACGCCACGUCGGAAAAAAUCCGGCGGCCGGGUGGAGAGUAAACGCACCCUCAAGUUUGAGGACACCAGCCGGACGGUUCAUUUCAUCCGCAACUUUGCAGAGGAGCACGCACUGGCCUUCCCGGGGCGGGUCCAGGGUGCCAAGAAGGCCGCUGACCGUCGCGUGUUGCCCCCGACGUUCACCAAGUCGGGCAUCUGGCGGAACUACUACAAACCGAGUAUGAGUGCCCAAGGCUACAGGGUGGCCCAGCUCAGCACCUUCAGGAAGCUGUGGCAACAGCUCUGUCCCAACAUCGUCUUCAAGAAGGCAGCCAAGAAAGAGAAGCCUGUCCUCCUAACCACUUCGCAAAACUGACGUGUCAUACGAGCCAGCAGGGUGCAAUGUCUAACUUGGUUGCGACCUCGGACUUCAUCAGUUGCUGAAAAAAAGGAGACCCCGAGUUGCUUUUUUUUGUAACAAUUGACUGUUGGCUGUGGUUACAAAGUAAAGCUGAUGUCUUGCUGUUAGCCCAGUGGGAGAUGUUCUUGGAUUGUUACCAUUCUGCGAUGAAAUUGGCUCUCAGGCUGUGUCAGAAUUACUCGGCUGCAGCUUAAUACUACACAACUUUAUGGGAAGUGGCUCUCAGCCACAACCAUGCACUCAUGCAUAAUUUCAACCAAGUAGUUCAGACAUGGCCUGGCAUUUGCAGUCGGUUGUCUCCUGGUCAACAUUUAACAUGUACAGGGUGGAGUGUAAAUAAUUGGAGUUGAGUUUGAUAAGGUCCAAUCAGUAGGCAUUGAUUUAGCUCAUGACCAGACGAAGUGAAAGUAGGCAAGUGUUUGGUUACCAAUCAUAUGCCUGACAUUGUAAACUAGACAGUCGAGGCUUAUUUUCACGCAAGGUAAUCAUGAAUUUUUUGUCUGAGGUAUGAUGCUAAUGACCUAUGUCAUUUAUGGUUUUUAUUGUACGAUGUGUUUCCCCAUGUUUUUCUCAGACUUGUUGCCCUUUAUCAAAAAGUUUGCCAAUGGUGGACGUACGUCAGGUCACAUGGGGCAGUGAGAACGCCUUGUCUGCGAGAUAGCAGACACUGCCAAUAGCUCAACUCUCAAAAGUGCUUUUAGUUGUCAGUCAUCUACUUUAUUGCUUAAAGCUACCACUUUCUUUGGUGAUUCACACAGAAAUAUGGUAGCCAUAAGCAAUUUGAAAAUGUUUAAAAAUCUAAACAGGAAAGGAAGUAUUAUUUAAUCCAUUUGAGGUCUGUACAUGUAUAUGCAUUUCCUUUGUGUUUGUCAAUGUUGCCAUUUGCCCUUUUUCUCAUCAAGAGUUGCCAAAAUUAAAUCAGUGUUGGAUUUCGUUCACAAGAAAAUUGUGCGGUGUCCUUGUAAGUUUCUUGAUAAGCUCUUUCCUGCGGAGUUGUUCUGCAGUUGUCAUAGGAAAGGGACUGUGAAUGAGGUGCCAUGUGAUGCAUCGGCAUGUGUUGAUUCUUUCCCAGAAGCAGCUCAGAAAUACUUCUCUGUGGUGUGUUUCCCCUACUGUGACAUUUAACAGGAACAGAUGCCCCACAAAUGUGGCGGUAGUGUGAAUAAAUACAUCCGUAUUUAUGAGCUGUGUGGUUGGUUUAUCCAUCAUGGGAAGGCUUGUGGUUGUGUAAUUACUGUGUAGAACUCUUCAGCAGAACAAGGGUUUGGACCCUGUCUGGGUGUCAGAGUGCUGGUGUCCCUGAGCAAGGUACUUGACCACAACUAUUUUGCUCAAUCUAGGGAUGUAGAUGUGGAACAUUUCAGAUAAUAGGCACUGUGUUGCACUCUAAAUAUAAAGUGGAGGCCCUUAUUAAAACUUUUUCCUCAUUGUGCUGUUGUGAGUCACAAUUCUGCUUGUAUUCUUUUUGAAAUUGCAUGGUUGUACUCAAUGACUCACCAACUUGACUAAAUACUAACCUGUUUCUGUGUGUUCUUAACCCAACAAUCACAAGAACUCUGACGGUGGAAAGGUUCUUUCCUCAUAGUGAAUUCAGAGCUUACCACUGUGAACACAUUGAUUCUGAAAUGAUCAAUGAUAUUCUAGCGCUUAAAUUAAUUAGUUUGUUUUUAUC
Molecule: messenger RNA, 2830 nt
Organism: Acanthaster planci (crown-of-thorns starfish)
Lineage: Eukaryota; Metazoa; Echinodermata; Asteroidea; Valvatida; Acanthasteridae
Product: SOSS complex subunit C-like
Biological process (GO): DNA repair
Cellular component (GO): nucleus; nucleoplasm; SOSS complex
Source: RefSeq, a predicted model, not a curated record